AUGACUUAUGCUUUCAUAACAUUGAGAGAGCUCUGGUUUCUGAGAAAUAAAUGUGUUUAUGAAAAUGAAAGCUUCAAUGAACAAUUACUCAAGACUAGAGUUCUUAAACUUACUGCUGAGAGUGAAGUAAGAAUGAAAGGCAAAAUGUGGAACUCAGCAUAUGACUUGCAAAUUUUGAAACAUUUUAACAUGAGUUGUAGAAGAACUGUUUCCACAAGAAUUCAAGAAAUUUAUUUCUUUCUUCCAGUCAAUACUCAGAUUGUUCUCUGCUGUGAUGGUGCUUCAAAAGGGAAUCCUGGUAAUUUAGGGUAUGGUUUUAUUGGAAGAAAUUCAGAGGGUGAAUGUAUAGUUGUUUUGGCAGGAGGACUGGGAGUGGCAACAAACUACUAUGCAGAAGUUAUGGUCUUACUAUGUGAUGGAGAAUGGGCUAUCAAGAAUGGUAAACUGGAGGUCAUCUUCAGAAUUGAUUCAAAGGCAGUUAUCACAGAUUUUACAUCAGGUCAUAUACCAUGGUUUACAGUCACCAGAUGGAGUAAAAUCAUUGAUAAGUUGCAGUUCUUGAGUUUUGUUCACAGCUACAUAGAAGUGAACUUCUCUGCAGAUGUUAUGGCUAAGAGAGGAGCUAAUAUGGCAAGAGUAGAAACUGUUAUCUUCACAAGAAGACCCCCAUUUCUACACAACAUGGAAGUUGAAAAUCAACCAUAUUAUAGAUUUUACUAA
This is a messenger RNA of Papaver somniferum (opium poppy), 720 nucleotides long. RefSeq lists its product as uncharacterized. Lineage: Eukaryota; Viridiplantae; Streptophyta; Magnoliopsida; Ranunculales; Papaveraceae. Gene Ontology annotation, molecular function: nucleic acid binding; RNA-DNA hybrid ribonuclease activity. The transcript has a single exon. The coding region runs from base 1 to 720 and encodes 239 amino acids. The record is from RefSeq and is a predicted model, not a curated record.